Diospyros lotus (date-plum) is the source of this 2127-nucleotide messenger RNA. RefSeq lists its product as uncharacterized. The record is from RefSeq and is a predicted model, not a curated record. Lineage: Eukaryota; Viridiplantae; Streptophyta; Magnoliopsida; Ericales; Ebenaceae. The transcript has 2 exons. Bases 600 to 1544 code for a protein of 314 amino acids.
AUGUGAGGAGCUCAAAAGCUGAUAAGGUUACCUUUUUUGACUCUUUUAUUUUAUUUUAUUUGUUCUCCAAAUCUAACUCUUGAUUAUUCAAAAGCGUCUCCUUAUUAUCGAUCAAGGAGGCCCAUGCUAAUUGCCAAUCAACUUGUCUGCCACUAGACUUAUUUUUCUCAAAUGAGAGUUGGAUCUCUAAAGUUUCUGAUGACAGAUAAGCAAGAUUCCUUGUUUCCAAACGGAAGUGGCUUAUUUGGGGAAAGAAAAAGGAGUAAGUUAUGGGAGAUGUGCUAUCUUAAAUGUCAAAACCUGCCUUGUAGCUAGCUACUAAGCAGAAAGCUGAAAACCCAAGAACAAGUAGACAGACAGAGAAAGAGUACACAUUCAUUAGCAUGCAUGUUUACUGAUAAUUCAAACACACUAAAAUCAUAAUAUGUCAUAUUCUGAUGCAGCCCACGUCAAAAAAAUUCUCACGCUAUCGCUAUAAUCUUAAAAGUUAAAUUAUAUCUGUGUGUGUUCAUAUAUAUUGCGGAAAUUGUAUUUCUUCAUUUGGGUCCCCAAAGCAUCCUGUAAAAGAGGAAUCCAGAUCCUCUGAAGAUAAAAAGACCAUGCAGAAAAUAAAAUACAUGACAGAUAAAAAGCGGAUUCUCUGUUUUGCUACCUUUUGUGUUAUUAUUUCUGUUACCAUCAGAAUCAUCACCCUGAAGCUUCUUCGAUCUGAAAGAUCAAACCAACAAAGGAAAAAAAAGAAGGAAAUGCAGAAUUUGAAGACAAUCCAUUUUCUUCAUCUUGUCCUUCUCAUUCUCAACUUCUUUCCUCCAACUGUAGCCCAUGAAAGUCCAAGAUUUUGUGGCAAGAUUAAAAUUAAAGCGCCAUUCCUUAAUCAAAAGGCAACCAAUCAAUCAUCUCUUCUAAGUAAAAUGGUCCUUUGCAAGUCUCAAAGGCUGUAUUUUAGGACCUCUAUUGGCCUCUUUCACAUCUCCUCCAUUGACUAUACCAGUAAGCUACUGACCAUCUCUCACUCUUCGUGCUCUUCUUCUUCCAACUUUGUCUCUCCCUCACUUCUUUCUGUUGGUUUCCCUUACCCUCCUCUUCCAAACUCACUUGCUCUCUUUGAUUGCUCAUUAAACGAUCACCCAUACCAAGUUGGUGAUAUGUGUGCAAGCUUACAUGGGUGCAAACAAAAACUUGGAAAAGCCUCUUCUUGCUUGCUUGUGAAUGAUCUAGCAAAUCUGGACAAGGGUUUCCAUCCAAGAGACUUGAAUUGCUCAAGCUAUAGUGGAGUGUAUAGUAAUUCACCAGUUGUUGACAACCUCAAAGGAUAUGAGUUUGGAACAAGGAUAUCUUUUGAUGUUCCUGACCAUGUGCCAAACAUCUGUGAGGAAUGUGAAAAGCCCAAUGGACACUGUGGGGUUGGAUUAAGGUGCAUAUGCCAUCCAAAAGAGUGUAAAGACAAGGUCAUAUCCAAUGGUGUGAUCAUUUACCCGUUUGGUGGAACCCUCUUCUCCAUGCUUUCCUGCAUUUUUGCGACAGUUAUCCUCACGGGUUCUUGAAGAAAUAGAUGGAUCUACUCUUAAAUUUUCAAUUCCCAUAGCUGGAGGAACGUAAGCUUCAACUUUUUGACAGGGUUGAUCCUCCGUGUAAUUGAUAUGAAAGGCUUUUGUAGUUUUGUUUCUUCAUCUGGGAUAACGACUCUCUCAUUCUCUGAUUAGUCGUGAGAUUUGCUCUACUAGACAAUGCUGAUUUAGGUAUUACCCACUACAUUGAAAAUCCCUUGGCAUAAAUAAAGGCAGCUUUUCUGGUCGUUGACGGUGCAUUUCACACUUCCCAACUCAAGUUGGAAUAUAUGCUCUGGUGCACUGUUUCCUAGUCUUUGAAUUCCUUUUACAACAGUUGAUUUCUACGAAACUUGGGAAAAUACCUAGUACAAUGUGUCUACACCCCACCCUGUGGGUUUAAGUUUUACGGAUUAGGGUGGAAAAUACUUAACCAGCAUCAUGGUCACAAGAAAACUAAGUAAUAACAACCAACAUCAUGGUCACAACCCUGAGUUAGUGUACUACUGUAACUGACUGAUUAUUGAACAUUCAUUUGUAUGAAACUAUCACGUCUUAUUAGCAAAAAAAAAAACAAUUA